GUGAAAGUGUUGGUGGGCACCCACAUAAAAACUGAAACCCUCCUUGUCUCUGUCCAGAUGGUGCAGUCUCACACUUCCUCCUUUUCUCUCUCCUCCGCUUACUUCUGCCAAGUGCCCAUCUCCAUCUUCUCUCUCUACUCACACACCCUUCCUUCCCUCUUCUCCUUUCUGGCGUCUGAACGACCAACGCAAUGACCAUAAGUGAUUAAUAAAUGUAAAGCAGACCUUCCUAUCCACCCCCGUCUCCCCUCCCACACAAACACGGAGAAGAGAGAGAUGUUGGAAUACUUCUGAACCCUAGAAUCCCAUAGUUAUUCCCAGGAAUCCUGCCACAUAUCUCAUCUUUACUCGUGACUGUGACUUAGCAAGCAAAAAGGAAAGCAAAGAGGACAAGAUAAGGAGGAAGAAGAAGGAAACCAUGGCUUUUCUCCCUCGGACCCUCACCUUGUCUCUUUCAAACUGCUUCUCCUUCAGUGUAUGGGUGGAUAGAUUCCAGCAGUCCUGCUUCAGUUCUCGAUCAUUCCAUUGACAUAGCUCUCUCUUGCUCUGUCCACAAAGACCUAUAGACAAUCCAAAAACUACAGCUUUUGUGCUCCAUUGAAAGCUCUCUCUCUCUUAUUCUCUGUCCUUUCCCUGAACCCUGGUCCCUGGUAAAAUCCUAAAGGCCAAAACCAUCUUUUCCCCGAGAAAGGAGACUUCUUUCUUCUACUUCCCACCCCCUCAUCAAGAACUUAGUCGCCGGACCUCUUCUUGUCAGCUAAACCUGAGUAACUUCUUCUCAACUCAGCUAAAGGGAACAGGGGGAGGAAGAAAGAUCCUUCUUUUAUGAGAAUUCCUCUCUGUCAAUGAGUUGGAUCGAUCUCGAUGUUCUCGGGGUGCUCGGUUUCGAGUCUGGCGGCGAAGUUCACCUUCUUCCCGCCCGACCCACCUACUUACAGCGUGAAGAAAGACGACAGCGGGCGGCUGGUGGCAUCUGGCGUCCCAAGGGACCAUUCUAUGGAUGUCCUGCUGCUGGACACCAAGCACGGGACCAAGCUUGUCGCAUUUUAUUUGAAGAACCCCUGUGCCAGGCUCACGGUGCUAUACUCACACGGCAAUGCUGCAGAUCUGGGGCAGCUCUAUGAUCUCUUCGUGCAGCUUAAGGUCAACCUGAGGGUUAAUCUGAUGGGAUAUGACUAUUCAGGAUAUGGAGCAUCUACUGGUAAGCCAAGCGAAUACAACACAUAUGCAGACAUCGAGGCAGUGUACCAGUGUCUGCAGACAGAAUAUGGAGUCGGUCAGGAAGAUUUGAUCUUGUAUGGCCAAUCUGUCGGUAGCGGUCCCACAUUGCAUUUGGCAGCUCACUUGCCGAGACUGCGAGGCGUAGUACUUCACAGUGCUAUACUGUCAGGACUUCGUGUGGUUUGCCAUGUCAAAUUCUCGUUCUGCUUUGACAUUUAUAAAAACAUUGACAAAAUUAAAAAGGUCAAGUGCCCAGUUUUUGUAAUUCAUGGUACCGAAGAUGAUGUAGUGAAUUGGCUUCAUGGACAUGGUUUAUGGAAACUAGCGGAAGAACCGUACGAUCCCUUAUGGAUCAAAGGAGGAGGUCAUUGCAACCUAGAGUUAUAUCCAGACUACAUCCGUCACCUAUGCAAGUUUAUUCAGGAAAUGGAGAACCUCACGACUGCAACCCGGCUCAAGAAGAUCCGGCAAACUCUCAAACUCCCUGCCAAAGCUGCCGCAACCACCAGCACCACCACCUUCACGACCAACUGUUGCUGCCAAAUUAGAUGCAGGAAACCCAAUUGCUGGAGCUGCCCACGGAGAGGAUGUCUGAUGGUGCGAUGCUCCAAGGGAUCUGCAUACCUGUGCAACUGGUGUUGUGGAGAUUGGCAUUGAUGGUGGCAUCCACUGUACAGAUUUGCUCAAACUUCUAAACCUAUCUAUUGUAUCGAAACAUUAACGAAGGCAAUCGGACUAUCGUUCGUGUGCGAAUUAAGAGAAUAGAUACCAGUUUUUUUUAA
Musa acuminata AAA Group (dessert banana) is the source of this 2003-nucleotide messenger RNA. RefSeq lists its product as uncharacterized. The coding region runs from base 865 to 1878 and encodes 337 amino acids. The record is from RefSeq and is a predicted model, not a curated record. NCBI's taxonomy places the organism in Eukaryota, Viridiplantae, Streptophyta, Magnoliopsida, Zingiberales, Musaceae. The transcript is spliced from 6 exons.